AUACAUGUAUAUAUAUAUAUAUACAUAUAGUUAAAAUAUUUUCAUUUUGUAUGAACAAUAAUCUGAAUUAAUUAACGCUAUGAAGGAAUUACGGCGUAGUGAAAAGCUUAGGAUUAAAAAUAUUAUAGUAUGAUAGAUAUUGCUGUUUAUUUAAUUAAAAGAGAUGUAUGUGAAUUAUAUUCUUAUCGUGUAACGAUCAUCAAUUCUAAUCUCCUUUACGUACAUAUGCCAACAAUUGUGCAUUCUUGUAUAUAACCUUUCGUCUAUAACGAUAUAGAAUUAAUAAUAAUUUAUCCUCAACCUUUGUCAUCAUGAUUAAGGCCAUUUUAGUUUUUAAUAAUCAUGGAAAGCCACGACUUUCAAAGUUUUACCAAUACUUCAAUGAAGAUAUGCAACAACAGAUCAUUAAAGAAACGUUUCAACUUGUAUCAAAAAGAGACGAUAAUGUUUGUAACUUUUUGGAGGGUGGUAGUCUAAUAGGAGGAUCCGAUUAUAAAUUAAUUUAUCGCCAUUAUGCCACCCUUUAUUUUGUAUUUUGCGUUGACAGUUCUGAAUCAGAACUUGGUAUUCUAGAUCUGAUACAAGUUUUUGUAGAAACUUUGGACAAAUGUUUUGAAAAUGUGUGUGAACUCGAUCUUAUUUUUCACGUUGAUAAAGUUCAUUAUAUACUUAAUGAAUUAGUGAUGGGUGGUAUGGUAUUAGAAACUAACAUGACAGAAAUACUAACAAGAAUAGAGGAUCAAAACAAAUUGGAAAAACAAGAGGCGGGAAUCAUAGCUGCGCCAGCGCGUGCUGUAUCGGCGGUGAAGAAUAUGAAUAUUCCUCAACAAAUAAAGGAUAUGAAGCUACCUGAUUUACCGCAAGCAAUAAAAGAUCUCAAAUUCUGACCAGCCGUUACAUCGUUGGCUCCCAGCUGACUGCUUUCUUCUACCAACCAAGGUACAAGCGAUAAUACUACAAGGAUAGUCUUUCCUUCCCUUCGAGUGAAUGAAAAUGCACCAAUGUUGCCCAACACCUCGUACACCUCGUCUCAACGAUAUCAGAGUUAAAGUGUAUAAAGAACUAUUUAAACAGUUGUCUUCUUUGUGCUGAAAAAACAAAAACAAAAACAAAAAAAAAAGAAA
Messenger RNA from Vespa mandarinia (Asian giant hornet), 1124 nucleotides. RefSeq names its product AP-3 complex subunit sigma-2 or (gene or). NCBI's taxonomy places the organism in Eukaryota, Metazoa, Arthropoda, Insecta, Hymenoptera, Vespidae. Gene Ontology annotation, cellular component: AP-3 adaptor complex; membrane coat. Gene Ontology annotation, biological process: Golgi to vacuole transport; intracellular protein transport. The record is from RefSeq and is a predicted model, not a curated record.